AAAUAUGUUUAAAAAGUAGAUAAGUUUUGCCUAUUGUGAAUAACCUACUGAUAUGGAACUUAUAUAAGUUUGAAGUUUCAGUUGUUUUUUCCAUACUCAAAUUUAAUGUUUUAGGACACUUGUUAUGAAAACACUCGAAUAAAGGGAAACGGUAUUAAAUGUUAAGUUUAUAAAACUAGUUUAUAUAUUUUCAAAUACAAUGGUGAUUUUCAAAAGAAAAAAAGUAUUAUCUUUAAUAUUUUUAUUUACAUUGUAUACGUGUAUAUAUGCGGCAACAAUAAAUGACACAAAAACGCUACUUUCAAAUUUACUUUCGGACUACAAUACAGAUGUUAGGCCAAUAGAAGAUCAGUUUUCUGCGAUAAACGUCACGGUAACCGCUUAUAUCAAAAGUAUUCAGGAAUUUGACGAAGUACAAGAAAAGUUCUCCUUUGUUGGUGCGCUUGCUGUGACUUGGCAAGACGCCAAUAUGGUUUGGAACCCUUAUCAUUAUGGUGGACUUUAUCAGCUAUCGGUGUCUUACAAGAAUGUUUGGGUUCCGGAACUUAUUUUAUCAAGUCCUUCAGAAGAUGUGAAUUCGCUCGGGAAAAGCUGGAAUAAAGUGAGAUACUAUUCUUCCGGAAUUGCAGUGUGGGUACCUAUUGAUUUAAUUGAAAGUACUUGUGCAGUGAAUGUCAGAAACUAUCCAUUCGACACACAGGAAUGUGUGACUUCAUUCAAUUCUAUGGGGUAUGAGGAAGCAGAGGUGCUUCUUAUUCCUGGAAAAACAGAAUUUGAUUUCAGUGUAUACCAAGAAAAUUCCUUAUGGGCUAUCUCUGGAACGAAGGUCAGUGUGCAGACCGUUGGCGCGUCUUCACAGAUAGAUCUUGUAGUUUCAUUGAAAAGAAAGCCGUCGUUUGUGAUUAUAAACGUAAUCUUACCCAUUUUAUUUCUCAGUCUUCUAAAUAUACUAGUAUUCAUACUUGUGCCUGAAUCUGGAGAGAGAAUUUCCUACUGCAUCACCGUUUUACUGGCUGUUGCCGUGUUCAUGACGAUAGUAAGUGACAUGCUGCCGAGAAGUUCGGAACCAGUUCCUUUGAUUUCAUACAAAUUAAUGAUUGAUAUGAUUCUCAGCUCACUUAUUGUGGUAGUAGCUGUACUAAAUCUGCGUGUGUAUAAUAAAGACAAAAACACACCCGUCCCUAAAUGGCUACAAGCCUUAUAUUGCUUCUUAUCGUGCAGAAAAUGCCAAGGUACGAAAGUGUUUGCUCUUAGAAAAGAAGGAAAAUCUGGGAAAAUAAAAGCAAUGUCAAUAAAUGAGGAUACAACUACCAACACUGAGUCCAAACUUCGUCACCUCAGCGAGGCCAUUGAAAGGAUUUACACCAUUACCUGGAAAAAGAUCAGUUUCAUGAUUGACUGGAUCUCCUUUGUCACGUUCACUGUAGCGUCGUUUCUAAGUUUUGUGUGUUUUAUUGCAGCAACGGUAAAUAAUUAAACAAUCUUUCUCUGGGAUCAUGGAGUCCAUUCAAUAUACACAGAGUUCCGGUGACGGGGGCGGGGCGUGAGAGGUGUUACGCAUUUUAUUAACUUUCAUAUAAAGACUCAAUCAAACCUAUUUUGAUUUCAUUUUAUAUUUACAAAGGACCUUUUUACAGUGUUAUUCGAUAUUUCACAUUUUACAGUGCUUGACGUCACGAGAAAGGACCUUUCGUCUGUAAUAUGAUGAAUAUGUUAACAUUAAACAUUAAAUAUUGAUGUUUCGCAAUAAAUACUAGGAAUCAAAAUACUGUUCUAACACGACCAGCAAAUAAGCUACAUAUAUGUAGAGCAAAAUCUGUCUCUGCGAUAAACCACUCGCGUGCAAAGACGUCAUCCGAUCCAGGUGCGUAGCACGGUCGUAAAAAGUAGUUACCAUUUUUUCUAACACUGUUGAUACUAGUAUGUCGUGUAAGAAUCGAAAUAAUAAGUUCCCAAGUGUGAUUUAUCGUAUCUUUCGUUCUAAUGCGAUACAAUAUAUCACUCAGGCCUAGGCCUUUGUGGUAAUUAUAUUCUUACGCAUAAGAACUCAGAACUCGGAUUAUUCUACGAUAAACCAUGUUUGGGAACUUAUCAUUUCUUAAUGAACAUGUUCUUUUUGUGAGUACAAAUAUAUCGCAUAGAAGGACAAAUAUUGAUAAAAAUUGUUUCAUUGUAUUUUAAAGUCACUGUGGUCCUUGUAUCAAAGUAUUAAGUAGCAUCAACUGUGAAAAUGGUAUUUUUAGUAACAUCUUAGGCUUGAUACGAAUGAAAUCAGAAGUAAAUAUUUUAUUCAAAGUUUAUAUUUAUGAAGUAUAUGCAGCUUCUAAAAAAAUGAUACAGUCACGUGACUUACGACGACAAUCACACAAAACAGCGAAAUGCAUUCUAGGACAUUGCGGCUUAAAAUCCACGUAAACGCUAUAGUCUGGACAAUUGGAAUACAGAUAAUAAACUAUUUACUGUAUAGUAGAUGAAAUGUAUGGUGCCUGCGUAAACUGCACCGGAGAAGUGGGUUCAUUCACGGGCAAAUAGAUGGCACUGAUGUUAAACUGGCAAUUUUCCGGUAGACGACGGUGAAAAUUGUUUCUGUUAAAUAUGUAUCUGUCAGAGGUUAUUUGUCUCAGAAACAUUGUGGUAUUGUAUAUUACUACCAUGAUACACAUUUAGCACUGGAAAUAAUGAGUGUACAAAUGACAAUUAGUCGUAUUUUCAUAAUACCAGAUUUAUAUCUUAUUUUGUAGGAUGAAAUGGAGCAGCUAUAUCAUAUCGAAUAUUCAAGUAUAAACUGCUUGCGGUAUGUUUAUAUAGUAGUUGCUGCGGAUCGUAUUAGAAUAAAUAUAAAGUAUUGGUGUUUACAUGGCAAUGCACGUUUUUGAAGGACAUGGUGACAUUUUAAUACUCAAUACUUUAGCAUAACAAAUAUAAGCAUAAAAUAUCUA
Molecule: messenger RNA, 2939 nt
Organism: Mercenaria mercenaria
Lineage: Eukaryota; Metazoa; Mollusca; Bivalvia; Venerida; Veneridae
Product: neuronal acetylcholine receptor subunit alpha-6-like
Exons: 1
Coding region: 200-1477 (425 amino acids)
Biological process (GO): monoatomic ion transmembrane transport; nervous system process; chemical synaptic transmission
Cellular component (GO): neuron projection; membrane; synapse
Molecular function (GO): neurotransmitter receptor activity; extracellular ligand-gated monoatomic ion channel activity; transmembrane signaling receptor activity
Source: RefSeq, a predicted model, not a curated record